AUGCCUCUCCAUCCUGCUGCGAACUGGAUGGAGAUCCCAGGUCUCGCCGGAGCUCAGACGUCCGAAGAGCUUCAAGCUGCCGCUUUCAUCUGCUUGUCAGAUCUGUUCGAAUCUCUUUCUCAAAGUCUAGUUGGAAGAGCAUCGUUAAUUGUGACUGCUAACAUCCCUCCACUGGGACACGCAGUCACAACGAUCCUGAAUGGCAUCACGCCCGGAGGGCCGAAAGAGAUUCAACUCACCGCAACGACAGCUCUGCAGGCUUUCUGCUUGGCUGUGACCGACCAGGAGGCCUUGGCGAGCUUUCUGCCCGGUAUCGUCUCUUCGCUCACGAAGGUUCUUACAUACAGUACAACGUCCAGGAAACCUUACAAGGUCCUAGUCCGCGGUCUGGAUGUUCUGUCACGCGUAUUGCGGUCGGUUGUAAGCGACGACAAGACGAAAGACCUACCGGAAAGCCAGGAGACCGACAAAGUAUCAGAUGCAGCAUCCCCCAUGCGCCUCACAACUUCUUGGCUGAAAGCCACUGCAGCCCAGCUGAGGAUGGCCCUUGCCAAUGUCAUGAAAUUGCGGCAACAUCCUCGUGCUGAAGUUCGUCAGGCAUUGUCGGAAGUCUGUGUAACUGUCCUCGAGGCUUGUCGGAAUUCGUUGUCCGAGUGUGGACCGAUGAUGAUCGAAACCCUUGUAGUUCUGUCAGCUUCUAAUGAUGACGAGAUUGAGCAUUCUUUGAAGCGUCUCCUCGCGACCAACGCAAAGACUGGGGAGCUCCUCACAGCCAGCCUCUUUAGCUGGGUAGUAUCUUUGCCGCGCGUCAUGCAGUCUGCAGAUGACAGCGCGAAGCGCAACACUAUUAAGCAGGUCUCCCGAGCUUUCACGGUACUCUCCGAAAAGGGAAUGGGUCUUACCAUCGUCAACCGCGCCAUGGCAACGAGCCUGCGUGACAGUCUCUUCGCUACAAUCCACACCGCAAGUGAGAACAGGAGUUUCAUUCAAGGCGGGAGAGGCGAUUCCGCCCUAGACCUGAUUCUUCCAGGCCAAAAGGGCUCCACCGCUUUUGAACCCAUAGUAAUGACACUCAGGAGCCAAGCGGAAACAGCUGAUGAGUUGGGCUCGCUACUCAAGAGCCUAAGUACAGCAAACGCCUCCAUGCAGAUCACAAAGGAGCUGAUGCUUGCAAUCCCAAGAAGUCAAGGUGAGAUGCAACUAGCGAGUUUCUGGCUUGCGCUCAAUUUACUCAAAUCUACUACAAACACGAACGUCGCGCUCGACGACUUUACGGAUCUCGGACCGUCUUCUCCAGAUUUGCAAAGCGAGCUGCUAGACGACAUUUUUGCCUAUUCCAUAUCCAUUCUCUCUGAGUCAACGCUCGAUUUGGCAACGGAUUGGCGCAUGCAAGCUGUUGCAGUCGAAGCGGUCGCCCAUCGAGCCACUCAAAUGGACGAAGACUUUAGAAUCGAGCUAGUAGAUGCUCUUUACCCGGUCGUCCAACUUCUGGCAUCGCCUGUCGCUCAAUUGCGAAGCCAUGCAAUAACAUGUCUCAACAUCAUGUCAGACGCCUGCGGGUAUCCUAACACAAGCGAAAUGAUUGUUGCAAACGUUGACUACUUGGUGAAUGCGGUCGCACUCCAACUCAAUGAUCUCAAUCUUUCUCCACAGGCUCCUCAGGUCCUCCUGAUGAUGGUCAAACUUUCCGGUCCUUCGUUAUUACCCUACCUCGAUGACCUGGUUGAUAGUGUGUUUGCAGCUUUAGAGAAAUAUCACGGCUAUUCGAAGCUUGUGGAGCUACUGUUCAGCGUCUUGAAGGGUAUCGCAGAGGAAGGUGCGAAAAUGCCGCAGCUUGCAAUCAUCAACAGCAAAGAAGGCAUCAAACGAAAGGAAGCGUUUCAGUAUAUUACCAUAGCAGAUGUCACCAAAAGUAUCAAGAAACUACGACGUGGCACCUGUCGGAUGGAAGAAAAUCUUCGCUCCCAGCAGUUGGAGGAUGACGACGAAGUCUUUCCUAAUCGGCCUUGGAAAGACGACCUCGAAGAGCCAUCCGCAUCCGCGCGCGAUAGCGCUGGGGAUGUUGCGCGAGACGGAAACGGGAAUGAAGCGUCCGAUGUCGCUGGACAGACCCCUCCAGUGCCGAAAACCUACGACUUGUUACUCAAGGUCUCUCAACUGACGCAGCACUACCUCACGUCUUCCACGCCUGAACUUCGCACAUCGCUCCUCUCACUCUUAGAUAUCACUAUCCCCGCCCUUGCAGUUCACGAAGACUUGUUUCUCCCCUUGAUCAACACUCUCUGGCCGGUGCUUGUUCCUAGACUGGAGGAUCCGGAGGCGUACGUUGUAGCCAACGCUCUGGACGUCAUCGGCUCGAUGUGCAUGCACGCCGGUGACUUUAUGCGAGGCCGCAUCGACGAUCUUUGGGAAGGGAUCAAGAAGGUCCACCGCCGCAACACCCCCGACCAGGCCGGCAAAGCGCGUGCAAGACCAUUGCAAUCAAAGUCUUCGCUUGAGCACGCAGGAGUGACUGAAACGAACAGUCAGUUAACAUCCUUCCAACCGAGUCACUACAUCAAGACACCUACGCGCCUGGUUUGGGACGCCUUGGUUCGGUUGCUCACCACGAUUGUCGAUUACGUGGUCAUCAACGAGGAAGUGUUUGACGAGAUUUUGGAGAUGCUCAGCCCGCUUCUGGAGAAAGAUGUGGAGGUGAAAACCGCUUUGAGUUCGCGCAAUCCGGACGCCGUGUGGCUUGCCAUGCUGAAACGUAGCUUAAUAACUGGACACGCGAUCGAUGGCCUGCCUCCUCCAAGUGUUGCAGCGGACAUGCGACCAGCUAGUGGCCAGGAUUGGGAGUUUGCAGCAAUCAAUGUAUGA
This is a messenger RNA of Coniosporium apollinis CBS 100218, 2862 nucleotides long. RefSeq lists its product as uncharacterized. NCBI's taxonomy places the organism in Eukaryota, Fungi, Ascomycota, Dothideomycetes. Bases 1 to 2862 code for a protein of 953 amino acids. Gene Ontology annotation, cellular component: cytoplasm. Gene Ontology annotation, biological process: chromatin remodeling. The transcript has 2 exons. The record is from RefSeq and is a predicted model, not a curated record.